This is a messenger RNA of Fusarium odoratissimum NRRL 54006, 842 nucleotides long. RefSeq lists its product as uncharacterized. The transcript has 3 exons. Lineage: Eukaryota; Fungi; Ascomycota; Sordariomycetes; Hypocreales; Nectriaceae. The record is from RefSeq and is a predicted model, not a curated record. Bases 280 to 465 code for a protein of 61 amino acids.
CUCCGUAAUUCUCUUGUUAAGGUAGCUUGGUUAACAAAAUUCUGCAUUUCCAAUUCUGCUGUUGGCUUUUGAGCUUCCAGGUUGAGUCUCACAAGCGCGCGUCAUGUGACUUUAGCCGCUAUCGCGCGCUAUCAGUGGAAAAGCUUCAUUGCGAGCUGUCCCGGAAAUUUUCGCUCCAAUUCGACGACCAGAUCAACCACCACCACGCGCCCGCUUCCUUCUCUCGACUUAGAGUCAUCACGAACCGAUAAACUUCAUAUACACGGCCAUAUAAUCAAAAUGCCUCCCAAGCGCAUCCAAGUUGAGCCUCGCGGUCGCCGUGCCCCCAAGGGCUUCAUCGGCUCCACCUAUGACGCUCUUACCUCUCCCGACAACGCCGCUGUUGUCCGCAGCAUUGCCAUCUUCGGUGCUGCUGUGACAUUCUUGUCCAGCUCUUGGGGCGAGAUCCUUCUGCCUCCCCAGUAAAUGACGUCGCAACGAUACACGAUCAAGAAUUUGGAGAGGAGGAAAUCAGUCAUGAGUGGGGAUUGCGCAUCCCUCAUGAACUACAUAAUCGACAUACUUGUACAUUAGUUGGCGUCAGUGUACCUUUAGACAGGAUGGGAUUUCAAGGUUGGCCUGUGCCUGACUUGGGCAUUAUGAUAUAGGCUGUAUAGAAAUCGACAUGGCCGUUACGGCUGGGGUUGGAAAUGAUAAGACGUCUCCCCUACUCCCGUUUGGCCCCUGAGGCUGGGUCGCAUUCUGUGAAGACUCGCCUUUGUUAUGCUAACCACAACAGAUUGCUGGAGACAUUUAUUUCUAAGGGCUUGAGGAUUGCGGUGCAUUGCGAUGUAUUCAAUUGG